AUGUUGAUGAAAUACCCAAAUGUUAUGGUCCUGCUGGCCGAUUCGGUGGGAAUGAUACUUGAUACAAACUUCGUAUAUGCGACAACAGUAUACACAACAGCUGCGAGACUUGGUGACGACGUUCCGGGUUCCCGUCCUACUCAUGCAGAGGAGGACAAGGUUAAACAUACCAUGAGGCGCUUUCAUAUGGCGCGAGGUGUCAAGCUUCUCGAGACGAUUUUUCGGGCUAGACUGAAUGUUGGAAUGGAGGAGCAAUUUCCCAAAAAAGAGAAAUUUAAGGCUUGGGAGCUGCAGUCAAUCAACUCGUGGAGUUUGGACGAGGACAUCAACAAGCUGCAGGGACUCUUCUCAUUGGGAGACAUGCCGGCCAAGGAGAAUUACAACAAGAUCCAUCGCAGUACGGUUAAAGCACAGCUUAAUCAACUGGAUGAGGCUCAUGAUGAGGUUGAAGAUGAUGAUUUGUUUGGAGACGAUGAGGUUGCGGAUGACGAAAUCAUUAGUAUUUGA
This is a messenger RNA of Botrytis deweyae, 507 nucleotides long. RefSeq lists its product as uncharacterized. Lineage: Eukaryota; Fungi; Ascomycota; Leotiomycetes; Helotiales; Sclerotiniaceae. The coding region runs from base 1 to 507 and encodes 168 amino acids. The transcript is spliced from 2 exons. The record is from RefSeq and is a predicted model, not a curated record.